ACCAUCCAAGCCUUCAAGUUUCUUUGACUAAGAAAAUGUGAAACUGUCAUGCAAAUACCACACAAGACGACUAUUUUCACAUCCCGCCAUCCGCUUUUAUUAUCUGUUUAAGGAACUUUUAAAGCCUUGAAGACUGUUUUCUGAAAAGAAUGUCCAUGGAGCUUUUACGCAAGUACCUCUGGUUGUGGGCGAUUCUUGGGAGUAUUUCUGUGUCUUUGGUCAUCGCCAUCGUCUUCGUCUGCAUCAACCGAUGGUUAUCAAGACAAGGCAGACUCAGAAUCACACAGCUUCACAGGAACAAGUCUGACUUAACUAUCAAAAGCAACACAUACCAGGUUGAGACGCCGCCUUUACCUUCUCGGACACAGUUUCUCACAGCAGCGGCCCCAAGCUAUGAAAAUCUGGCUGAUGAACACAACUAUGAGGAGGCCGAGCCUGUGUGCCAGGUAGCCAUGCCCAAAUACCAGGAGUCCACGUUCAAAUACCAGGAGUCCAUGCCCAAAUACCAGGAGUCCACGCCUGUGUACCAGGUGACCACGUCCAAAUACCAGGAGUCCAUGCCCAAAUACCAGGAGUCCACGCCUGUGUACCAGGUGACCACGUCCAAAUACCAGGAGUCCAUGCCCAAAUACCAGGAGGCCAUGUCCGAUUACGAGGAGCCAAUGUCCGAUUACGAGGAGGCGUCGGCCGGAUACGAGGAGGCGUCGCCCGAUUACGAGAAUCCAACACCUGACUAUGUAAAGGUGGAGGCUGAGGUGAGGAUUCUUCCUCCACCUUACAGGAAAACAGAUGAAGAAACAGACGAUGCGUCCACUGAGGACUACGACGACAUCGAUGGUGAAGACGAUGAUGAAGAGGAUUACGACGAUGUGGGAUAAAAUGGCGUUUAAAGGGGAGAGAAUAUCCUUUUUAAAGAAUUACUUUUAAUUGGACUUUUUACUUUCAUAUCUGUAUCCUGCUGAGCAGAGAGAUCAAAACAAAGGUAUUUUGACUGUGGUAUUAUUUUAAUAUUAUCCAUGUUUUUUCAGAAAAUAAGACGCUAUUGUGGCUGGAGGCAUUAGCUUAGCAUAAAGGCUAAAAGUAGAGGGGAAACCACGUCAACAGCUCCAUUGUUGUCCAGAAACUAUUGAAAACACACAAAUGGCCUGCACUGUUUCACAUAAGAGAGAUGUAUGUAUUUAAUGUGUGAGACUAGAGAUGCAAAAAUUAUAAAUAAAGUUUACUGUACAUUGUA
Molecule: messenger RNA, 1234 nt
Organism: Gymnodraco acuticeps
Lineage: Eukaryota; Metazoa; Chordata; Actinopteri; Perciformes; Bathydraconidae
Product: chromosomal replication initiator protein DnaA-like
Exons: 5
Coding region: 150-878 (242 amino acids)
Cellular component (GO): membrane; immunological synapse; tetraspanin-enriched microdomain
Source: RefSeq, a predicted model, not a curated record